This is a messenger RNA of Drosophila albomicans, 1227 nucleotides long. RefSeq names its product osteopetrosis-associated transmembrane protein 1. Lineage: Eukaryota; Metazoa; Arthropoda; Insecta; Diptera; Drosophilidae. The transcript is spliced from 3 exons. The record is from RefSeq and is a predicted model, not a curated record. Bases 85 to 963 code for a protein of 292 amino acids. Gene Ontology annotation, cellular component: cytosol.
CCAUCCCAUAGUAGAACCAAACACAAAGAGCAGAAGCAGCAGAAGAACUGCUCGCAAAAAAUAGUUUCAAAAAACGCUUUUAAAAUGCGCGAACUUGUGCUACUAAUGGCAAUUUUGAGCUGCCUUACGCAUGCAGUUGUAUCCCUUAAUUGCACUAAAGAUUUGCAUCAUCUGGCGGACAAACAGAUGUAUUUCAUUAUCUGCACCACAACGCAUGCAGUUCCAGUGCGCGAUGAACGAAUUUGCGGCAGCUGCAAAUCGCAAAAUGAUGAAAUGGUUGCCAGCUAUAAUGGGCUGAUGCAGAACUGUUCGGAUCUCUAUAAGGAUGUGAAUCGCUUAAACAUUGUAAUUACCACGCAUGAACUGCUCGAGGGUCUGUGGAACAAAGCCUAUUGUGAAAAUUGUUUUGAAUCUGGUGGACACUUGUGGAAUAAUUUCACGGUUUUAUAUAACUCUUUCCUCGCGUGCAAUAGAUCGACCAAUGCCAAAGAUAUUUGCACCGAAUGUAAAUCGCAUUAUCUGAAUAUGAACGAUUUCUACACGGAUUUGGAUAAGUCACAAAAGGGUCACAUCUGUUUCGAUAUACAGGAUAUUAUGAAUAGCACCCGUGUCCUGUGGUCCAAGCAAUUAAAAUGCUGUCAGCGUGAAGUUAAGAUGACAACAUUCCUGACCAGCGUUGGCGUCGUGGCUCUGCUACCGCUGUUGCUCUUCUACGGCACUGCCAUUGUGCUGACCAAGCGCAGAGAGGCGCGUCAUGGUCUGCUAAAUGAUCAGGAACCUGAACUCGAUGCACCUUCCACCUCACAAUUGAUCACCGCGGCAAUUCUGUCGACGCCCUCUGAGUCUACGGCUGAGGUGACAGCCAACACAGAAAAGAUAGCGAAGCUUUUGACGCGCCCUGACGCUUCCAGUGAUUCGAGCGACAGCGACGACGAGCCCGCAAUUAAGCCAAAGAAUAACUAAAUUAAAUAAGCAUCAUCCCAACUAGUGUGAUAAGCAUUUCGUUUGAUGGGAAAUUCCCUUCAUUUGUUAUCUAAACUGAGCGAAUUUUCCUCAUACGUAUUAUAUUCUGAAAUUGGAAAAUACGCUUUUAUCUACAAACAGGGGAUUCCCCAAGAAAAAAAAUGCUGAGCCUUUUUAACCUAAACGAAACUAUUUCUAUUUGUAUCAAGUAAUUAGCGAAUUUCCCUCAAAACAUGUCGCAAUGGGAAAUUCUGCUUCUAAAAA